Brassica napus (rape) is the source of this 2619-nucleotide messenger RNA. RefSeq lists its product as uncharacterized. The coding region runs from base 1 to 2619 and encodes 872 amino acids. The transcript has 5 exons. NCBI's taxonomy places the organism in Eukaryota, Viridiplantae, Streptophyta, Magnoliopsida, Brassicales, Brassicaceae. The record is from RefSeq and is a predicted model, not a curated record.
AUGAAGCAUAGAGUUUAUCUUUGGGAAAAGAUUUCUCGUAUUGGUGUUUUGAGGAAAGACAGAUGGUGUAUGUUAGGUGAUUUUAAUGAUAUCCUACAUAAUGAAGAAAAGAUAGGCGGUCCUAGAAGAAGUGAUAUAUCAUUUCAGCCCUUUGUGAAUAUGAUCAAUGCUUGUGAGAUGACGGAACUUCCAAGUCAAGGCAGGCUGAAAGCAGUUAGAAAAGCUCUUAGCAAAUGGAAAAAAAAGAACAAUACUAACUCCAGUGAUAAGAUUCAGAAUUUAGAGACGGCUUUGGAAGUAGAACAAUCAGCUCAACUGCCAAACUUCAAGAGAAUAUAUUGGCUUAAAAGAGAUCUGGUUAAAGAGUAUAGAGCUGAAGAACUUUAUUGGAGACUAAGACGUGCUAGGAAGAGAUUGGAGAAAAUCUUGGAUGAAAAAGGAGUUUUUCAAUUUUCCGAAGCAGCAAAAGCACAGGUGGCUAUUGAUUAUUUCAACAAGCUGUUUAAAUCUUCUAAUCCAGCCAGUUUUGAAGCCUUUUUCUCAAAUUUUGCUCCAAAGGUGACAAAUGAUAUGAAUGCUCAGUUGUGCAAAGAGGUCACUAAUGAGGAAAUAGAAGAAGCUGUGUUUGCUAUCAAAGCCUCAAGUGCCCCAGGUCCAGAUGGAAUGUCAGUGAUUCAUGGUCUAAAGAAUCAUCCUCAGGUUUCAAAGGAUUUUAUUGCUAUCAAGUCAGACAUGUCAAAAGCAUAUGAUAGAGUGGAAUGGGGAUAUCUCAGACAGUUGUUAAAGGCUUUGGGUUUCAGCGAGAAAUGGAUUUUAUGGGUUAUGGCUUGUGUCACUUCAGUGACUUUCUCAGUUCUUAUUAAUGAUCAACCUCAUGGUAUGAUCGUUCCUGAGCGUGGAUUGCGUCAAGGAGACCCUCUCUCUCCUUUCCUGUUUGUUUUGUGCGCUGAAGGCUUAUCACAUCUGUUGAAACAAGCAGAACUAGAAGGAAAAGUGAAGGGUGUUAGUUUUGGAGAAGAAGGGCCUAUCAUCAGUCAUUUACUGUUUGCUGAUGAUAGUUUGUUUAUGUGUAAAGCAGAUGAAGAUCAUUGUAACCAUUUAAAGGCAAUUCUGAGGCGAUAUGAGAAAGCAACAGGACAGACCAUAAAUGUUGAUAAAUCUGCCAUUACGUUUGGGAAGAAAGUUGAUGAAGAUUUAGGAGGUUUAGGGUUUAAAGAUAUUGAGCUCUUCAAUCAAGCUCUCUUGGCCAAGCAAGCUUGGAGAUUGCUAAACUUUCCUAAUUCUCUGCUAGCAAGAUUGUUGAAAAGUCGUUAUUUUCCUCAUGGUGACUUUCUAAAAGCUGUGACAGGAGUUAAACCUUCUCUUGGUUGGAAGAGUAUUCUUCAUGGAAGAGAAUUGGUGGAAAAAGGUAUUUCUAGAAGGAUAGGGGAUAGAAAAUCGUCGUUCGUAUGGACUGACCCAUGGAUGGAAGAUGAAGAUGGGUCUAUGAGAGCUCCUUGGAGAAAGAAUUACUUCUUUGAUUCAAUGUUAAAAGUCAAGGAUAUCAUCAAUGCUGAUGGUAAUCAAUGGAACUAUGAUAAACUUCAGGAGCUUUUUUAUCCACAAGACAUUAAGCAGAUUUUAAAAUUUCCUCCAGUUAAAAGUCGCUCUAAUUUUUGGAUUUGGAAGUUUAACAAGAGUGGUGAUUUUUCAGUGAAAUCGGCCUUUUGGUUGGUGAAUCAAUAUGACAAGGAAUCUGUGUUGGAAGCAAAAGCUUUGCCUUCCUUAAAUCCCUUGAAACAGCAGGUUUGGAAAAUUUCUUCUGAACCAAAGAUUAAAAAUUUUCUAUGGAAGGCUUUAAGUUCUGCUUUGCCGGUGGAUGAAGGUUUUAGUAGGAGAGGAAUGAAAGCAGAGGAAUUUUGCCAGAUUUGUGGCUCUUUUCAGGAAACAAUAAAUCAUGUUCUGUUUUCUUGUGAAUCAGCUAGACAAGUCUGGGCUUUGUCUAAUAUUCCUUAUCCAAGGCAUGGUUUUGAUUCGGAGUCUGUAUUUGCCAAUAUGAAAUAUCUUCUGCAGCUGAUUAAAUUGGAAGGAAGGGAGUAUAAGCAAAGAAGAGCAAUCCCAUGGCUUAUGUGGAACAUUUGGAUAGACAGAAACAAAUUUUUAUUUGAAGGUUUGGUUCCUAAUGCAUUGGGUGUUGUUCAGAGGAGUUUGGAAGAAGCUGAGAAUUGGUUUCAGGCUCAAGCUUGUGAUACGCAGGAAGAGGAUCAACAAAAGAAAAUGGAGGUGGCUCGCAAGAAAGGUUGGAAGUGUCCCCUCCCGGAGUGGAAGAAGUGUAAUAUUGGAUUCUGUUGGUCAAAAAAGGAGAAAAUGGUUGGAGCUGCGUGGGUGUUAAGAGAUGAAAGAGGAGUGGUUAUCCUACAUAGUAGGAGACUUUUUUCUCAGAUGGAGAAUUUGGAUCAUGCAAAGUUUUCAGUGUUAUCUUGGGCCAUUGAAAGCUUGGCCUUUCAUCGUCAAGUUAAGGUGGUGUUUGCUUUUUAUGAUCUUUCGGUGGUGGAAAUGAUAAACAAUCCCAUUAGAUGGCCUGCGUUUAGUCAUGUUUCAUCGGCCUUGCUUGCGAUUUUAUCUACGAUUAAGGAAUGA